This is a messenger RNA of Corchorus capsularis, 5736 nucleotides long. NCBI's taxonomy places the organism in Eukaryota, Viridiplantae, Streptophyta, Magnoliopsida, Malvales, Malvaceae. The record is from the annotation of a GenBank genome assembly.
AUGAAUGCUCUCAACUCUCCCACUCCAACCAAUCUCCAUUCAUCUAACCUCAUUCCGACGGCCUCGCUACCAGAUCCGCCAGGCCAGGAGAUCGAUCCAACAAAUAGAAGCACCAAAAGAAUGAAAGAUGAUUCCAGCACCAUGGAGUGUUCUGUUUCCUUGAAUGGAGAAACCUCCACUCACGCCAUUAAUGAUGCCAAUAUGGACAAUCCUACUGUGACUUCUUCUCUUUUGGUAGCCAAUGCCAACGUGUCUUCUUACAGAGACAUGCUUUUGGCUGACUCUGAGGAAGCUCAAAUAUCUGUUACUUACAGCCCCUCCUGUCUUCAUGAUAUCUCUGAUUCCGAUUCGGAAUCUGAUGAUGAGGAAGGGGUGGCUUCUAUCUAUCUCUCCAAAGAAGAAAAGAGGAGAAUUCGAGCCCCCUGGGUCAAUGCUUUAAUUGUUAAAGCCUAUGGCAGGAAUGUGGGAUAUAAAUUCCUCUUUCCUCGAGUUAUGGCUCAAUGGAAACCUAAACAAAAAAUGGAAUGCAUUGAUUUAGGCUGUGAUUUUUUUUUGUUCCGCUUCCAAUGUAAGGAAGAUUACAAUCGUGCUAUGUACAGUGGUCCUUGGUUUGCUGGACCUUACUUCCUUUCGAUCCGGCAAUGGGAACCUGGCUUCAAACCUGAAAAAGCAACUUUCACCACCACUGCUGUUUGGGCACGACUACCAGCACUCUUAAUUGAAUUCUUUGAUUCUCUAACUCUUAGGAGAAUUGGAAAUCAACUUGGAGUCCUGUUAAGAAUCGAUGCCACAACAGAAAAAAAUAGUAGAGGAAAGUAUGCCAGAUUAUGUGUUCAGGUCGACUUAGACAGACCAUUAAUACAUACUGUAAAAAUUGGGAAACACAGGCAACCUGUUCUUUACGAAACAGUUGCUGACUUGUGCUUUAAAUGCGGUUGCAUUGGUCACAAUGCUGCCAAUUGCAAUUCUUUUGAGAAACAAACUCAUGAUAACAUGGACAUUAAUGAAGGUCCUAGCAUUAAUGCCACUGAAAACUCCUCUGCAAAUCCUGAAACAGAAAUCCCUACUGGGACCAAUUCUGAUGAAAAGGAAAACACUCAGGAAGAUUCUAAAUACGGGCCUUGGAUGGUCGUUGAACGAAAGAGAAGCAAAAAUGUCAAAAACAACUUUAACACGGGUACCGGAAAAUCUUCCGGCGGUGCUGCUCAAGGACAGUACAACGGGCGAAACUCAAAGCCUGACAACUCCAACGGUCACUGGCAGAGACAAAACACUCCACCCACUUCACAAAAGCAUAAACCUAUCAAUCAAGAGCCCAAACCGCGGGAACUGUUUGUGUUCCUCAAGGACAUCGGGAUCUUCCUGGAUUGGGCUCUUUACAGCAUUCUCCACUUCGAAUCGAUUCCCACGCCGGAGAACACACCCUUCCCUCUGACCAAGGGGUGGCACAACAUUGUCUCGGCCCGAUAUCCUCUCAAUCCCAAUCACUACACUCACCUUCUCAUGGAUCAGGAGGAUCUGCUAGAUCUAACCGAGGAGGAAAAAGAAAAGAUGCUCAAGGACCUUGUGGAACAGGAGUUCAAGGAAGCAGUGGAAACGGUGGAACGGGAACUCCUGAACCAGACACCGGACCCAUGGAUUACAGAAUCGAUGAUGAGGAUUAUUUUCGAGUCAGAGAUGGAUUUUGCCAAGAGCAUAGUCAUACCGCAAGGAAUCCGCGAGACCAGCGUUAUAGGGAGGUUCUACAACAAGCAAGGGGAACCCACCAUGAUUUACAGCUAUGCAAUCAUGCCGGAUUGCCAUGCCAAUACCAACAUAAUCUGGAAAGAUUGGAAGACGGGGGUGACCCACACCGACCCCCAAACUGCUAACCAAUGGUGGGGCUACAAACCCAACUGUUUAUCAAUGAUUAAGAUCCUCUCACGGAAUUGUCGCGGUGCGGCGAGAGAAAGCUUCAAAAGGAACUGCUUGAACCUUAUUCGAGAUCAUAAGCCACUCAUUUUGUUCAUCUCCGAACCUAGAAUCUCAGGCGCCCGUGCUAGAGCUGUUGCGUGGAGUUUUGGCUUUUCAGAUAUGUACUUGGUUGACACCAUAGGUUUUGCCGGAGGGCUUUGGAUGCUCUGGAAUCGCGAGGAUGUGUCCCAAACUUUCCCUAUUGGUGAACAAGCCAUUCAUGCUGAGAUUCAGGUAACCCAUCUAAACUCUACUUUCAAUUGGUUUAUUAGUGGCAUCUACGCCAGUCCUAAACUUGCUAAAAGAAAGUUAUUAUGGGAUGAACUGAGUACCUUAAGUAGUAGCAUUAAUAUGCCUUGGUCUAUUAUUGGUGAUUUUAAUGAUGUCAUAGCUGCUGAUGAGAAGUUUGGGGGCAACCCCAUUAAUCUCUAUAGAUCUAGAUUAUACAGAGAAUGCAUGAAUGACUGCCACAUGAUUGACUUGGGUUACAUUGGUGCUAAAUUUACCUGGGUUAAUGGCAAUUAUAAUGGCAUUCUCAUUAGACAACGUAUUGAUAGAGCUUGGGGCAAUGACAGUUUUAACCUUCUCUUCCCCGAUGCUAAAGUCUUCCAUCUCCCUAGAACCAGCUCCGAUCAUAACCCUAUUCUCCUUGAGCUUAUGCCUUCUGCUGCUGGUCCUAUCAAUAAACCCUUUAGAUUUGAGUGGUGUUGGUUCAGACACCCGGAUUUCAAAGAAUUUGUCCAUUCCCUCUGGCAUAAUUUUAGAGAAAACCUUGCCUCUACCAUUACUAACUUUGCUAUCUCUGUUAAGAAAUGGAAUGUGGAUGUGUUCGGCAAUGUCCACAUUAAGAAGAAGAAUCUAACGGCCAGACUCAAAGGCAUUGAGAGAAGUCUUUCGAUUAAUCACAAUCAAUUCCUUGUUAACCUUCAGAAGGAUCUUAUUGAAGAAUUCAAUGGGAUCCUUAAACAAGAAGAAGACUUGUGGAAGCUUAAAAGUAGAAUUGAUUGGAAUGUCGAUGGCGACAAAAAUACCUCCUUCUUCCAUGCUACCACUGUUAUCAGGAGAAGGAGAAAUAAAAUCAAUUCCCUCAAAGACAUUUCUGGAAAUCUUGUGGUUGAUCCCUCCGAGAUUAAGAGAAUGAUUUCUAACCACUUUCUUAAACUCUACACCACUUCUCUCUCUUUUAGCACUCUGGAGUCCAAUCUUUUCCUCCCUCCUGGUCAUAAAAUAGACAAUUCCCUUGCCUCUGAUCUUACAGCUUGCCCUACGAAAAAUCUCAUUUUUAAGGAAAUCUCUGAAGUCUUCCUCACUAAGUCCAUUCCUGAAGGAUGGAACGACAGUCUCAUCUCCCUGAUUCCCAAAACCAGCAAUCCUGAGCUUAUCACCCAAUUUCGUCCUAUCGGUCUUUGCAAUACCCCCUAUAAAAUUGUCUCCAAGAUCAUAGUUAAUCGCAUCAGACCCCUCCUUAGUGAGAUUAUUGGCCCUAACCAGGCUAGUUUUCUCCCGGGCCGCAAGAGUGCUGAUAAUGUGAUUUUACUCCAAGAAAUUGUUCACUCUUUCAACAAGAAAUCCGGUAAGAAUGGUGAUAUGAUCAUCAAACUUGAUCUUGAAAAAGCUUAUGAUAGGUUAGAGUGGAAUUUUAUUAGAAAUGCUCUCAUGUUUUUCAAUUUCCCUCCUGAUCUUAUCCAACUUAUCAUGAACUGUAUCUCCUCGGUCAAUCUCUUUAUGAUUGUUAAUGGGGAGAAGACUGACUCCUUUCAGCCCUCGAGGGGCAUCAGACAAGGGGAUCCCCUUUCCCCCUACAUUUUCAUCAUCUGCAUUGAGUAUCUGUCUCUUCUCAUUAGAGAUAAGUUCGAUAAAGGUCAUUGGAGAACCUUUAAAAUUUCCAGAUCUGGACCUCCCAUUACCCAUCUCUUCUUUGCAGAUGAUCUUAUUCUCUGUGCUAAAGCCACUUUGAGAAAUUGUAUUCUGAUUAGAGAGGUGCUUAAUACUUUUUGCGAUGUCUCGGGUCAGUUGGUUAAUAUUGACAAAUCAAAAAUUCUCUUCUCUAAGAAUACUAAUCAUGUUCUUAGAAAUGUUAUAGCUGACAAUUUUGGCUUUGAAGCUGUGGAUAAUAUUGGCAACACUCUUGAUAAGAAAAAAAUUCAUCUUAUUAAUUGGGAAACUGCUACAUGCCAUAAAAACAGUGGCGGUCUUGGCCUCAAGGCUGCAAAACCCCUUAACCAGACCUACAUGGCUAAACUUGGCUGGCAACUUCUUGAAAACAAAAAUAAUCUUCCUUGGACCCAAGCCCUUACCAGUAAGUACCUCUCAGGAAACAAUCCCUGUAAAUAUGGGUCUCCAUUGUGGAAAGGCAUUAUGGAGUCCAGCAAUAGCAUUGAUCAGGGAUUGAGGUGGGUGGUAAAAAAUGGCAGCAAGGCUUGUUUCUGGACUGAGGACUGGACUGGCCAUGGCAUCUUGAGAAGUUUUUUCAUUGGCCCGUUCCAACAACAUGACCUUAAUCUCAAAGUUAAAGAUAUGCUUGAUAAUCAUGGCUAUUGGAAGGAUGAGGUUCUUCUGUUUCUCCCCCCUGAUGUUGUCAAUAUCAUCAAAAGCACUCCCUUGCAUCGACAUUGUGAAGCUGAGGAUGUCUUGGCUUGGAAAUUUGAGGCCAAUGGAGAGUUUUCCUUAAGCUCAGCCUACCAAAUUGCAAAAAAUACUCCUAAUAGUGAUGCGAGGGAGUGGAAGUGGAUUUGGAGUUCUCCCACACUUCCUAGAAUCAAAUCCUUCAUUUGGUUGGUUGCUCAUAACAGACUUGCUGUCAAAGAACUCCUUGUGCUUAGAGGUAUUGCAACCUCCUCUACUUGUCAUGUCUGUAAUGACCCUCUUGAAUCUGUUAAGCAUGUUUUGAGAGGUUGUAAACAGGCUAUAAGCAUAUGGAGGGCGCUUAAACCUCCGGAAAAUAUUCAUCAAUCCUUUACAUCAGGGUUAAGAGAUUGGCUCGAAUUCAAUAUGAAACACACUGACCCUGCUCAUUUCACCAUCCCCUGGAAUAUUCUGUUCUCUUUUGCUAUCUGGGAAAUUUGGAAGCAUAUAAAUGACAAUUUUUUUGGUAAGACACUUAGAAGCAACAACAGAAUUCUUCAAAGUAUUUUCCAGCAGGCUGCAGAGUUUUUUGCUAGCUCUGAUAAUGCUAAUAACAAAAAGCUUAGUUACACUAAGCAGAUUCAGUGGACCCCCCCUCCCGCUGGCUUUCUUAAGAUGAAUACUGAUGGUGCCUCUCAUGGAAAUCCUGGCCUUGCUGGUGCAGGAGGCAUCAUCCGUGAUAGCCAAGGACUUUUUGUUCUUGGCUUCCAGAAACGAAUCGGUUUUGCUACUAGUACUGCUGUGGAACUUUGGGCUAUUAGAGAAGAGCUAUCCUUAGCCAAAGAGAGGAACCUUAAUAACAUCAUGCUUGAAACGGACUCGCAGCUUGCCAUCGACUUGCUGCAGAAUUGUUUUGAUCCUAAACAUGUUCUUAUUGUGCUUUUGGAUGAUUGCAGGUCCCUUAUGGCCCAAUUGAGGAUCCAAACGCUGCAACACACAUUUAGAGAGGGCAACUACUGUGCCGACAAACUUGCCAAAGCUAGCACUUUGAUGGAUGAAGACUUUAUUGUUUUUGAGCAACCCCCUGCUUCUAUUUCUAUUGAUCUUUUUGCUGAUGUUUCGGGAAUUUCUUUCCCCAGGACUUGUAAUAUCAGGGACACCCACUCCUGCUAUGAGGAGGGACUUGUCCCAAACAAUGAUCUGUACUUUUUUAGCUAA